Molecule: messenger RNA, 1706 nt
Organism: Cuscuta campestris
Lineage: Eukaryota; Viridiplantae; Streptophyta; Magnoliopsida; Solanales; Convolvulaceae
Source: the annotation of a GenBank genome assembly
CGAACUCUGCCCCGUUUCAUCAGUUUCAUGUUUCCUCGAACGCCAUCCUCAGGACUCCCGAGCUGGUACGCGUUUUUGGCCCGCGAAUUCAAAAACAGGAAGAUGAGAGUCGCUUCGGUGGGCGCAAAGUUCGACUGCGGUGGCGCGAAAGAGGACGCGAUUGACGUCGUGAAUGUGGAGUUCCAGCGCGUUUCUGAAAGGAUUCAGUGGAACGACUUGUUUCCAGAGUGGAUUGACGAAGGGAAUAGCGCGCAGAGGUGCCCGGUGGUCCCGGUGCCCGAGGACCUCGGGACGAAGUACGCGGGGAUCGACGUGGUGGUGGCGGAGGCGCCGUGUGGGGUGAACAAAAGGGAUGUGUAUAGGCUACAAGUGAACUUGAUUGUGGCUAACUUGGCGGUGACAAAUAGAAACGGGCCGGUUUACGUUGUGUUUGUUGGGAAAUGUGGGCCGAUGAUUGAACUUUUUCGUUGCGAUGAUUUGUUGUGGGCUCAAGAGGAUGUUAGGAUUUACAAGCCCAAUCCCAACAAAUUGAAGCAAAAGCUCGCUAUGCCGGUCGGUUCUUGCCAGAUUGCCCGUCCAUUGGUUGAACGAGAGGAGAAGAAAAGUGGAGACCAAAGCAUAAAAGAGAAGCCUACGUACCUCUUACUCCUCGUUGACUCCUCGAUCUCCCAGGUUUCCCUCCGAGCCCUCCGACUCGCCGGGUGGGACCACAUCAAAACCAUCCAGCGUGUGAAAAACCCGCACGCGAAAAAGGACUCGUACAACGAGUGGAACUACAGCAAGCUGAGGAUAUGGGGCCAGCAGGUGGCGUCGGAGUACGACAAGGUCGUGUUUGUCGACUCCGACGUCCUGCCUCUGAGGAACAUGGACGCGUUCUUCGCGUACCCGGAGCUGGCGGCCGCCGCCAACGACAACCACCUCUUCAACUCCGGGGUGGUGGUGCUGGAGCCCUCGGCCUGCACCUUCAGAGCCCUGAUGGAGGCGCGGGCCCAGGUCGUCCCGUACAACGGGGGCGACCAGGGGUUCCUCAACGAGGUGUUCGUCUGGUGGCACCGCCUCCCGGCGAGCGCGAACCGGCUCAAGAUCUUCGCCGGCGGCCGGAACCGCCGGCGCCGGGUCCCGGAGGACGUGCACGCGGUGCACUACCUGGGGCAAAAGCCGUGGGCAUGCUACCGGGACUACGACUGCAACUGGGACCGGCCGGAGUACCAGAAAUUCGCGAGCGACUCGGCGCACGAGCGGUGGUGGAGGGUUUACGACGGCAUGCCGGAGGGGCUCAAGGGGUUUUGCGCAUUGAGUGCUAAGGAUGAGGCGAGGUUACAAAAGUGGAGGGGAAGGGCUGAGAAUGCUAGCUUCCCGGAUGGACAUUGGAAGCUCAAAAUAACUGAUCCAAGAAGCCAUUCCUUAAUCAAUUGAUGAUACUUCUUUUUUUUCUUUCUUAUUCUCUUUUUUUCUUUCUUUCUUUCUUUCAUUAUCUCUUGUUUCAUCAUUCUAGCUCGACCAAAGUUUAUAGAGUGUAACUACAUAAUUUACGGAAACAAUACAAAGUUAUACUACUAAUGUUAGUUUAUAAUAUGAUUAAAAUGAUUUUGUAGCAUACUAUUGAUUCACAUUUCUAUGCGUUAAAAAUAAAAGAAAAUGCUCAAAUUAAUAGGGCUAUGCAAUAAAUAUAAGAAUAUGACAUUCAAUAAAACUACUUCCACCUU